AUGGGUGGUGAGCUCUGCUCUAUGGGGUCUCUGCUCUAUGGUGUGUGUGGUAGUUUUAAAUAUGCUGCAACUUCCUCAUACCCAGCCCAUAAAAAGGUGAGGUCUCACUUCGUGAAUAAAGGACCAGCCGUAGUGGCUCCAGGCUUCCCUGCUGGCUCCACAGUAAAGAAGCCAUCUGCAGUGCAGGAACAGUUCGAUCCCUGGGUCAAGAUGAUCCCCUGGAGAAGGAAAUGGCAACUGACUCCAGUCAUUUUGCCUGAGAAAUCCCAUGGACAGAGAAGCCUGGCAGGCUACAGUCCAUGGGUCACAAGGAGACAUGACUUAGUGACUAAACAACAGCAUAGUGACUCCACUUCUAAUAAAUAG
Messenger RNA from Rangifer tarandus platyrhynchus (Svalbard reindeer), 366 nucleotides. The record is from the annotation of a GenBank genome assembly. Lineage: Eukaryota; Metazoa; Chordata; Mammalia; Artiodactyla; Cervidae.